AGAAUAGCUACAGAUUCUCCAUCUUCAGUCUUUGCAAGGGGACGGCUGUGCCAGCCAGGCUCUGGCAGGCUUCUGGCAGCAUGGCAGCAAAGUUCUGGGCCCUCCUGCUGGUCCUUGGGCUCAGCCUGGCUCAGCCAACCUCUGCCCACCGGAAGCUCCUGGUGUUUCUGCUGGAUGGUUUUCGUUCAGACUACAUCAGUGAUGAGGUUCUGGAGUCCUUGUCGGGUUUCAAAGACAUUGUGAGCAGGGGAGUAAAAGUGGAUUACUUGACCCCAGACUUCCCUAGUCUCUCUUACCCCAAUUACUACACUCUGAUGACUGGCCGCCACUGUGAGGUCCACCAGAUGACCGGAAACUACAUGUGGGACCCCAGCACCAAUAAGUCAUUUGACAUUGGCGUCAACAGAGACAGCCUGAUGUCUCUCUGGUGGAACGGAUCAGAACCUCUGUGGGUCACUCUGACCAAGGCCAAAAGGAAGGUCUACAUGUACUACUGGCCAGGCUGUGAGGUUGAAAUUCUUGGUGUCAGGCCUACUUACUGUCUGGAAUAUAAAAAUGUUCCAACGGAUAUCAACUUUGCCAACGCAGUCAGUGAUGCUCUUGAUUCAUUCAAGAGUGGCCGGGCUGAUCUGGCAGCCAUAUACCAUGAACGUAUUGAUGUUGAAGGCCACCACUAUGGCCCUUCGUCACCUCAAAGAAAAGAUGCCCUCCAAGCUGUGGACACCGUCCUGAAGUACAUGACCAAGUGGAUUCAGGAACGGGAGCUGCAGGAUGACUUGAACGUCAUGAUCUUCUCAGAUCAUGGGAUGACUGAUAUCUUCUGGAUGGAUAAAGUGAUUGAGCUGAAUAAGUAUAUCAACAUGAAUGACCUACUGCAAGUGAAGGACCGAGGGCCUGUUGUGAGCCUUUGGCCAGUUCCUGGGAAACAUUCAGAGAUCUAUAAUACGUUGAGAACAGUGGGACACAUGACUGUGUAUGAGAAAGAAGCCAUACCGAGCAGGUUCUAUUACAAGAAAGGGAAGUUUGUCUCUCCUUUGACCUUAGUGGCUGAUGAAGGAUGGUUCAUAGCUGAGAAUCGAGAGAUGCUUCCAUUUUGGAUGAACAGCACUGGAAAGAGGGAAGGCUGGCAACAUGGAUGGCAUGGCUAUGACAACGAGCUCAUGGACAUGAGGGGCAUUUUCUUGGCCUUUGGACCUGAUUUCAAAUCCAACUUCAGAGCUGCUCCCAUCAGAUCAGUGGAUGUCUACAACAUCAUGUGCAAUGUGGCAGGCAUCACCCCACUGCCCAACAAUGGGUCCUGGUCCCGAGUGAUGUGCAUGCUAAAGAACCAGGACAGCUCAGCGCCAUCUGUCCAACUGCACAGUUGGACACUGGUCUUGAUUCUCCUCUUCCUGUUUGCAUAACCAAUAUUAUUGCUUGUCCCAAGACACUGUCAGCAACUGUGCCUUCAAUGUGGAAUUUUUUUGAAAUUUUCUAUUUGAAUAAUACUUUCAUUAACAUAAUCAAGGCCAUGAAAAUUUAAAUAUAUUAUUCUUGGGUGAUUCUAUACCUAAAGUUCCUACUUCUU
Messenger RNA from Chrysochloris asiatica (Cape golden mole), 1567 nucleotides. RefSeq names its product ectonucleotide pyrophosphatase/phosphodiesterase 6 (gene ENPP6). The record is from RefSeq and is a predicted model, not a curated record. The transcript has 8 exons. Lineage: Eukaryota; Metazoa; Chordata; Mammalia; Afrosoricida; Chrysochloridae. Bases 81 to 1403 code for a protein of 440 amino acids.